Molecule: messenger RNA, 4428 nt
Organism: Cannabis sativa
Lineage: Eukaryota; Viridiplantae; Streptophyta; Magnoliopsida; Rosales; Cannabaceae
Exons: 6
Coding region: 403-3927 (1174 amino acids)
Source: RefSeq, a predicted model, not a curated record
AAACCGCGGUUAUCCGGUUUAUAUGAACAGCCGCAGCGAGUAUGACCUAUAUAUAUGUGUAUGUAAUAUAUUAGGUGAGACAAAACCCCUGUAUGGUAAACGAAAGAAAGAUAAUACAAGAGUCAGCUAAAUGGUUCAUACGUCAUACCCCUUGACUCGAACCUUUUAGAUUAAGCUUUAUGUAUAUUAAAAAAUAGAGUGGUAGCUCUCUCUCUCUCAAAAAAAAAAAAAAAAAAAAAAAAAAAAAGAAAGAAAGAAAGAAAGUGGGAGAGUGUAGCAGAACCUCAACCACGUCGGUUGUUCAUGAAUAACGGAGGAGAAAGGCUGAAACUAAAAAUGGGUUGCCCAAAUCUCUUACUUUAUUUUUCAUCUCCUUUUCUUCUGCUCCAUUCCUGAGCACCCAUGCUGCUACCUCUUUUCGCAACCCCAAAUUCUACUAUUUCAUUUCUUAGUUCUCCUGCUUCAGAAGCCCCAUCAAGGAAGCAAAAGAUGGAUAAAAAUUGGAUGUAUCUACAAGAUAGGCAGAGUAAAGAAUAUGUCGAUGGUGUCAAAUCCUUUCUUGAGCUGGCCAAAGAGAGCACUCGACUGAGGCUUGAUGAAGUACGUUGUCCAUGUGGAGGCUGUAAGAAUUGUCGUACUUAUAAUUUAAAAACCAUUGAGAGUCACUUGUAUAGGUACGGGUUUGUACCUAAUUACAAAAGGUGGAUAUUUCAUGGCGAAGAAAUUGACUAUACUACAACUAGUCAACCUGAGGACUUCAAUGUGAUGUUUGAUGAUGACAAUUUAGAAGAUGAUGUGGGUGAACCAAUGUUUCCAAACAACAUUUUUGAGGAUGAGUUACUUGGUGAUUCUUGUGAAGGUGAGAGAAGUGAAUCUGAAGCAAUCAACUUUGCAAAUUUGUUUGCUAAAGCUCGUUCACUUUCUUCCGAUUGUACUAAGAUGUUGGCAUUGGAUUUCUUAGCAAAGCUGAUGCACUUGAAGGUAUCAAACAAAUGGAGUGAGAACUCAUUUAAUAUGUUGCUCCAAUUGUUGAAGGGUGUUUUUUCUGAAGAGACAAACUUUCCUACUUCAUACCAUGAUUCGAAACAGAUGUUGCGAGAUUUUGGUUUUGGUUAUGAGUUAAUACAUGCUUGCAAGUAUGAUUGUGCAUUGUUCUGGAAAGAGCAUGCUUCUUGUGAAAAGUGUCCCAUAUGUGACGAGCCAAGAUAUAAAUAUGAAAAUGGAAAGGGCAAGAAGAUUCCGCAAAAGGCAUUAUAUUAUUUUCCAUUGAAGCCGAGGUUACAAAGGUUAUAUAUGACAAAACUUCAUGCAAUUGAUAUGAGGUGGCACAAAGAAAAACAUGUUAAUGUUGAAGGUGAAAUGAAACACCCGGCAGAUACUGAGCAAUGGAAAGACUUUGAUAAGCAAUACCCUUGGUUUGCACAAGACGCUCGUAAUGUUAGAUUGGGGCUAGCAACUAAAGGCUUCAAUCCAUUCAAAAACACAAAUAGUUCUUAUAAGUUGUGGCCUGUGACACUUGUUCCUUACAAUUUACCACCGACUAAGUGUAUGGAUGAGUCAUUUUUCAUGACAACAUUGUUAAUUCCAGGUCCAGAGUCACCUGGGAGAGAAAUUGAUGUAUUCUUGAGGCCUUUGAUAGAUGAGCUGAAACAUUUGUGGAGCAAUGGAGUUGAAACACGUGAUCAUUUAACUGGAGAAACAUUUCAGCUUCGUGCAUGUGUAUUGUGGACUAUCAGUGACUUCAUAACAUAUGAGAGUUUAUCUGGCUGGAGUUUGAGCACAGGAUUUCGCUCGUGUCCAAUUUGCCAACGUUUUACAAAUUGUUUGAUAAUUCGAGAUAAAGUGUGUUUUUUGGGUCACCGUCGUUACUUGUCGCCAGGUCAUUCUUGGCGAAAGCAUAGACAAUAUAAGGAGAAUUACUUUAGAGAUGAUGCCUUACCGCCACCGCCAGUGUAUUGGGAAGACAUGUUGGAGCAACUUGACUCUUUACCAAUCACGACACCCGGUAAAAAUCCAAAUAAUGAAAACAGAAUGUUAUGUCGUGGCGACACAUUUUUCCAUAAUUGGAUGAAGAAAAGUAUUUUUUUUGAGUUAGAGUAUUGGGCCACAUUGAAGGUCAGACAUAACUUGGAUGUCAUGUACGUUGAGAAGAAUUUUUGUGAAAGUAUUAUUGGAACAUUAUUAAACAUAGAGGGAAUGACAAAGGAUACAAACAGAGAUCGCAAGGACUUGUCUGAUUUGGAUUUAAGGGAAGAACUGCACUUCAAGCUUCACAAGAACCGUUUGUUGAAACCACCUGCAUGUUAUACUUUAUCAGGCACAACUUAUUCAGAUCCAGAUAAAUUUUGUAAAUUUUUCAAGUCUGUUAAACUUCCAGAUGCUUAUGCUAUAGACAUCUCAAAAAAAGUUAGUAUAAAAAAUAAGGUAAUAUCAGGAUUGGAGGCUUAUGAUUGCCAUGUGAUUUUGCAACGUCUUCUUCCUCCUGCAGUUGACAUUCAGUACUUAAACGAGGAUAUUACAAUUACACUGACCGAGCUUUCUAAUUUCUUUCAAAAGCUAUGUGCCAAAACUUUAAUGGAUAAAGAUCUGGACAAACUACAAGAAAGGAUUGCGCUAAUUUUGUGCAAGUUGGAGAAAAUCUACCCACCCUCCUUCUUUGACAUCAUCGUUCACUUGGCUGUUCACUUACCACAUGAGGCAAAACUUGUUGGACCUGUUGGCUUUCGAUGGACAUAUCCAUUUGAAAGAUAUUGGGAAAAACUCACAAAGUAUACGAGGAAAAAUUGUCAGCCUGAAGGCUCAAUUGCAGAAGCUUACAUUGUUAAAGAAGCAGUUAGAUUUUGCAACAUAUAUGACCGUGACAUUGAUACACAUUCUAGUAAAGAAGACGUCAAUUUAGGUCCUAAAAAAACUCAUCCAUCCAUUCAUGUGUUCUCACAUCGUGUUCAACCAUUUGGACACGAGGGUUCUAUAAAGUUGACUCGUGAAAUGUUGCAACAUGCCCACUGGUUUGUACUGCUCCAUUGUAACGAGUUAGAUCCAUAUAUUAAAGAGCAUAAGAAGGAAUUGGAUGCAAUAUCUGAUGUCAACGUAGAAGAAAGGCAUGAUGAAGAAUUUCCUGCUUGGUUGGCAAAUCAUGUGAAACGGUUGCGUGUAACUGAGCCAACGAAGGUCACGAAUGAGCUUCUUUCAUUAGCUAUUGGACCUGAUUUUGAGGCAAAUUCAUACUCUGGUUGCGUAGUUGAUGGAGUAAGAUUUCUUACUGAAGAGAAAGAUAGGCAUAGAAUUGCUCAGAAUAGUGGUUUGUAUUGUUUAUUAGAAGGUGAAGAUAAGGUUGGGGAGUUCUAUGGUACUUUAUGCAACGUGUGGGAGUUGAAAUAUUCAUUUGGCCACCGAGUUGUUUUGUUCAAAUGUAAAUGGUUUAACACAAACCCAGAGACAGGAAUACCUAGUAAAUGCAAUAUGACUCGUAUAUGUGCCAAUAAUACAUGUGGUCAGAAUGCUCCGUUUGUACUUGCUAAAUAUGCAGAGCAAACAAUUUAUUACGAAGACAGAUUAGGUUGGAAGUAUGCCCAAAAAGUGAGACACAGACUUUUUUGGGAUGUUCAUGAGAUGAGUAGCAAAGUGGAAGUUGAUGAGGAUGACACUACUGAUGAUAACCUCAACUCUUGUAAUUUUCAAUGGAAUGAACAAAUUGAUGACAUUGCAAUGACAAGUCUUGUUAACCGAUAUGGUGAAGCUGAAGUGAUCAAUGAUGAUGUUGUUCCAAAUUUAAGAAAAGAAGCUGUUGGUCUCCCAGCUGAAAUGUUCGAUGAUGCAUGGGGCAAGGACUAUUUUGCCCCAGAUGAAAGACCAUGGGUUAAUUACACUGGUAGUGAAUCCGAUCGUGACAACAUCAAUGACGACAUCAGUGAUGACGACAUGUAACGCAAUUGGUGGGAUUACUAGUGGAGAUUUGAAGCCUCUCUCUUGUCCUAGAAGCACCAGUCCACCUCAUCUCUAUGUUUGGUUUCUGCUUUUUCUCCAUGCACAUUUAUACUUAACUAUAUGACUUUGCAUUGAUUUUUAGCUAAAGAGGUAUUUGUUUUGUUUUAGUUGGUUAUAUCUACAAGGGAGCGUUUUGAAAAUGGACUUGAAGUAAAGCACCACCUCUGGACUAUAACAGGACCAGUAAACUUUAUUCGCUAUUGCUAAUGUGUUACUCCUCUUUCAAGCAGCUUUAGGAUGCAGAGAUGUGGUCGGUAAUGACUGGAAUUUUAUUUCUAUUGGCGUCGUUUUGUUUUAUUUGAAUCUGUCAAGACUUCUUUGUUUGCUUAUUCUAACUCGACAAGUUUCUCUUAAACAUCUUUGUUGCCAGCUUUAAUUAGUUAGAUCACUCUAUCCUUGUAUACAUAUUUUUUUGAACAAUCACUCUGUCCUUAUUAUCUU